UGACAUUGUUCGAAGUGGUCGUACUUAUUACAGAGUUCACACAAUGAGACAACAGAUUUAUGUUAUAAGUGAUGUGAUAGAAAAAACAGUUCCAGUCGACAUCAGAAUAAACAAAAUUUCCUGUACUCAAAGCGCUAAAGAUACAUACGAUGAAAAUAUGUAUGUUUGUUACGGGGACAAUACGACUAUACCAAAAUCUGAGGUAUGUAACUAUGAUGUAGAUGCAGCCGGUUAUAUGACUGGAUGUAGGUCAGGAAUUCAUCUGCGAGACUGCGAGGAUUUCGUUUGCCCCCCAGAUACAGUUAAAUGUCCAGAUAGCUUUUGCAUUGCACUUCGAUUUGUGUGUGACGGGAUGGCCCAGUGUCCUGGUGGACAGGACGAACACAAUUGCUCAUGUGUUAGUGGGGACAAAGAAGUUAUCAUUUUUAUAGAGGAUACGAAACAACAGACUCACAGUAAAAAAGCCGCAGCAUUAUUAGCAAAACAAUUCAAGCAUGGGAACAACAAAGUUAGGUUACUUUUCUACCAGGCGAAGACAAGAUUAGACAACUUUCCUCGCAUACAUCGACUGCUAGAAAUACGUGAAGAAAACAUUGAUAGCUUCGAUAAAUUAAGUUCCGAUUGCACAUAUAAGACUAUGGCUAGAAAUUUUCUCCCAUCUUUACAGUUUAAUCACGAUGUAGAGAAGUUUCUUAUUUUUAUUGAAGAUAGUGUUGAGUCAUCUACAGUUGCUAGGAUUAUGUUUUCUAACAUAUAUAGACCAGAAUUUACCAUCUAUCGUGUCAUCAGAAAUUUCAGCUUUUUGACAAACAUUGAUCACACGUACGAAUUUGUAAAAGAUGUACGCAUCAAUAAAUGGAGUUCACUUCAUUCGAUAGGAUACAGGCAUUUUCCAGAAAUAUGCAAAGAGGUCUCACAUGUGCCGUGUGCUGGUGGUUUGAGGUGCUUAUCCAGUAAGCAAUGUAUACCUCUUCAUCAAGUGUGUGAUGGCAUAGUUCACUGUAUGAAUAAAGAUGACGAACAUAUGUGUGGUUUUAGAUGUCAUAAUAAAUGCAAUUGUGUAGACAGCACGGUUGACUGCCGAAAAGCUAAUUUAAAUAUUUCAAAUAUACAUGAUCUGUCAAGGAGAACUCGAAGCGCCGACUUAAGCUAUAACCAUGGAAUAAAAGAUAUUUUAUCAAAAGAAAACAUUCACUUUCCUUUCAUGUUGUUCCUUGAUGUGUCAAAUUGUCGUAUAAAAGUUGUAAGCAGUAUGGCAUUUUCAGAUAUAAAUAAUUUAUUGAAACUCAACAUUAGCCACAAUAUAAUAAAAAAACUUGCUGACAACGUAUUUAAAGAUCUACGACACUUAGUCGAGCUAGAUCUUGAUGGAAAUUCAGAAUUAGAAGAAAUAUCUGCUUCAGCAUUUCAAGGUUUACAAAGUAUUAAAACUUUAAGAAUAUCGGGAACGAAAUUAAAGAAAAUAGCAACCUUAACAUUCUCAAAUUUGAAAUUGGGAAGUAUUGAUAUAUCAAAUAAUGAAAUUCGUGAAAUUGAAGAUUUUGCUUUUAAUAAUACGUCGGUUAAAAAAAUCAACUUCGAAGGUUAUAAUAUACUAGAAUUCCAUCAGUUCAUUUUUUCGGAUGUUGCUGCUUUGAUUGAAUUACGUACACCGGCGUAUAAAUUUUGUUGUAUACGUCCUUGUUAUGUCAAAGAAAGUAAUUGUUAUCCGCCAAAGAAUGAGUUUUCAUCUUGUGACGACUUAAUGAGACAUCCAAUUCUGCAGGCAGUUUUAUGGCUGGUCGGAAUAGCUUCAUUACUCGGAAAUCUCGCAUCAAUUGUCUACCGCGUUGUGUAUGACAGACAUCGACUUAAGAUUGGUUAUGGAAUAUUUGUUACGAAUUUGGCAUCUGCAGAUUUCCUUAUGGGAAUAUAUCUUAUUGUAAUAGCGUUUAUCGAUACUAUUUAUAGAGGCAGGUAUAUUUACAUGGACGACCAAUGGCGAAACAGUAUAUGGUGUACCCUAACCGGAUUUUUGUCAACCGUAUCUUCUGAAGCAAGCGUCUUCUUCUUAUGCCUUAUAACAAUCGAUAGACUUCUAGUUAUCAAAUAUCCUUUUGGAAACGUAAGGUUUACACCAAAGAGAGCUAAUAUUUGCUGUUUAAUUUGCUGGUUCAUUGCAGUAUCUCUCGCGGUUAUUCCUAUUUUCCACACAGGCUAUUUCAAGAACAAGUUCUACUCCAGGUCUGGAGUAUGCAUUGCACUACCUUUGUCACGUGAUAAACCUCCGGGCUGGAUGUAUUCCGUGUCAAUAUUUGUCGGCUUAAAUUUCAGCACAUUUAUCCUUGUUGCAUUUGGUCAGUUAUCAAUCUUCUUAGAACUUCGGAAAUCUGGCAUAGGUGGCAAGAAAACACAGAAAUCAAGAAAAAGAGAUCUGCAAGUAGCCAAAAAUCUUAUCCUUGUUGCAACAACCGAUUUCCUUUGCUGGUUUCCAAUUGGAUUAAUGGGAAUACUUUCAUUGAAUGGAUACACUAUUUCUGGAGAUGUAUACGCAUUUACUGCAGUGUUUAUACUUCCUUUUAACUCGGCAUUGAAUCCUUUUCUGUACACACUUUCAGCAAUAAUUGGGAAAAAAAGUUUCAAUCCAAGCCUAGAUGAACAGAAUAGAACAGAAAUGCAGAAAGAGAUAGGUUCAGCUAUCUUGAAUUACACAGAUUUUAGUCGAACGGUUAGAACUAAACGAGAAAUUGUGCCAAGUGGGAGGACGAGAAGAAUCGAGGAUGUUCCUGGUGACGAUAAAAACAUGUCUGUAGCAAGUGUAACUGCAAUAUCCUAUCACCUUGCUAACUAUCUUAGUCUUCUCCAUGAAUCAUUUGUUGGAAUUGAAAAACUUUCAGAAACUAACACUUUCAUUCCAUAUGGAAAGACAAAAGCGGAAAAAUCAAUCAUAGUCCUUGAUACGAAAAUGACACUUGUAGUCGACGAUCGAAAGAAAGCUGAUAAUAUAUAUCAAUAUGGGUGCCUUUUACGAAAGAUGUUAACAAGAUGUAAGGCAAACGACAAAACAAUUCCAAACGAGGGAAAAGUGCAGAACUUAUAAUCAUUGUCUGUAAGAAUAAAAUAUGUUUAGAUAUGGUCAAAUUGUGUGUUGUCUGAAGAAUGGAAUAGAAAUGUACGCCCUUUUGAAGAUGAAAGAAAGGAAUUUCCUUAUAACUAAAAAGAAAUGAUGUUUAAAUUACAUGUCCGAGAUGUUAAUGAUUUUCAAUAUGAGUAGUGAGAAAAAUGUUUAUAAAAAACAAAACAAGUUGUUAGUAUAAAUAGUUAGUAUAUUGUUAGUAUAAAUAUUGUUAUUUAAAAUAAAUUGUUGUGAUAAUUGUGCUUGCUGUUGUUAACAAAGAAAUAAUUGUAGGAAUUGAUGUCACUGACAUUUCUUUUGACAAUAGUUUUUGACAAUAGCUUACAAGGAAACCUGCGGGGAUAUCAUAAGAGAUCCUUUUGCCUGAAAUAGUGUUUAUAUGUUUGGUUUUCUACAAUAUCUAUAAAAAUUAAAGAUAUACACAACACAUAUGGAUAAUGCAGACAAAAUGCGUAAUGUGAAUUAAAAAAGUGGUUUUGAAUUAAUUGUUACUAUUAAUGUUGUUUAAGGUAGUACACCCCAAAUGCACUAUCUCCACUUUGCAGAGUAUUAAAAUAGACUAGAAUCUCUGUAAAAUGUAAUGAAACUGAGGGACGUGGGUUCAAAACCCAGAGGGGGCAACUUUUUUCUUUCUUUUUUUGCUUUUAAUCAUUUUUUAUUGAUUUCUCAGAUCACUUAUAGAAGAAAAAAGUGUUUCAUUUAAAUUGUAUAAUUAGUGUAGGUAUUUAUUAACUAAAUAAUGCCAAAUUAAUAGCAAAUAUAAUACCAGAUAUUUUCAAAGUUUAAUAAAAUGAAAACUGAAUGGUAAACUUUUUCUUCAUUUGCAAGACCAACCAAUUUACAUUUAAGAAAAUUUAGGGAACUUUGAAAACGGCCCCUCAUUAUGGAAAAUUUCUGGAAUAUUCUAAAUAAGUGUUAAAUGUGGAUGGUGUGGGAUAGGGUUACAUUUUUAUACAUAUUAAAAGAUUUCGUUUAAAAACAAUCAUUUUACUUGUUUUAUUUGUUACCUAGAUGUCAUUAUUUGCUUGUUAACAAUAAGUAAUAAGAAAAUAUUUUUCAUAAUGAUGGUAUUAUAGAUUAUUUAGAGUUUCAUCAUUUCUGAAAGAAGCCCUUCUAAUUGCAAAGUUUUAGUGCAGAAAAUUGUCCAUAGGUCAUAAACCACACGGUAAAUUUUAUCUAAAGUUUGCAUACAGGUGACAUUUAAGGCAUAUAACUGUCCUAUGUUGUCAAUUUUACAGAUCCUUGUAGUGCCCAUCAGGGGUGUUCUACCUUAUUUUGCCGUGAUGGACGUCGACAGUACUUUUAUUUGUAUGUCUACAUUUGUUUUUGUUGUUGGUGUUUUCAAUAUCGUAAUUGUUUACAAUAUAUCUGUGCGUAUUCACAACUCAUGUUCCGUGUUUGAUGUUGUUAACAAAAUAAUCAUCAAUGGAUUCUGGUGUCACAUACGUUUAACUAUUAUAGCUAUCAAACUUAAAAAAAAAGGAUGAAUGUUUCCAAUAAGGGGUUUGCCUGUAAUAGAAAAGGUGUUGUUGGGAUAUCUAAAAUUUCUUGCCACUUUUUAUACAUGUAUUGCUUAAAAGCUGCACGCCUCCAGAUGUGCCAAAAAAUUUCAAUAAAAUCAAACCUGAGAAAAAUUUAUAAAGAUUUAAGGAACGGUAAAAAGAUUUAAAAUUAUAAUAAAGAGCGAUUAACGACCGAUUUUUAAAAAUAUGUAUGACUAUAAUUCUACUGCGUUACUAACGUAGUAAGUCUUUUUAGAGCUUUUUUCAUAUUUUGACCUCUUAAUAGUAAUUAACAAAGGUUGUUAGUGUCAUUGAUAAUGUGUAAAUUGCAUGCGUUUGGUAACUUUACAAUAUUAUACUGUUAAAUACAUUUUCAAAUUUUCAAGAAAAUAAGCAUGAAUCAGGAGGCGUGCUGCUUUAAUAAAUCUGUAAAUUAUUUUUCAAAGAUACAUUUUACUACACAAUUUGAUAUUCAUUGUCUAUGUUUUUUUAUAAAUGUAAUAUGUUUUUAUCGUUUAUGUGAAUAUCUAAAAAAGAAUACUUUGAUGAUAUUUCGGUUAUUUUGUUAUUGUUUUUGAAAUCAAGGCUUCGUGACAAUUUCAUUUUUUUAUUCUAACAGCUUAUGUGAAAAUGGGCAUUUAUGCAAUGUACUUAUUUCAUAUUGUAAAUUGACAGAUUAUACAAAAAACGAUGUUUUGAAAUUAUUGUAAGUAUAAAUGUUAUUGUUUACGCUGUUUUGUUGUGAUGAAUGUUUUAAGUAUAUUAUUUGUAUAUUAAUUGAUUGCUGUAAAGGUUUACAAUGCUUUUUGGAUUUUUAUAACUGAUUUAAAGUGUUGAUGUUGUAACCAUUACAAGAUAUUGGUGCCAAUGACCUUUAAAUCUGAGAUCACGUUGACUAUAGUAUCCUCAAACGGAGCUCGCUCGUUUAAAUGUUCUUUUAUCCAGAAUAUCUAUCCACAUAUUCAGCUUACAUCUGUAUUUUUGUUUAUGUUUCUAAAAUAAAUUUUCAACAUACAUGACAUAGUUUAUAUGUUAUUUGUCUUUGUUUUUCUGAUGUGUCUUCUGAUUAUUUUUUGAAUUUUGAUUGAAAGUAAUCAUUUUAUGGCAUUUAUUUUUUCGAAAUGAAAUAAUGUCACGUGACUGUUUUAUAAUGUGCUGUUACAUGUGUUACGGCUUAUGUAACUAUAAAUAUAUAGGAAACGCUACAAAAGCUUAUUUCUGUAUUUGAAAAAGAUGUCAACAUUUCGAAGUGUGUUCAUUUUUUAUGCUUGUUUUAUUAUUGUUAAGUAUGUUAUCAUAUUUUUGCUGUAUAUAUUACUACUAUAGUUAUAGAUAUUAUUGUACAUGUUUACUAAUGUUGUUUUGUGAUCGGGGUUUCAUUGUUGUUUUUUUUCAUGACAAGUCAGAGCUAUUGCUUCCUUAAAAAGUGUUUACAUGUAGAAAAUUCAUCCUUCAAUAUAUUAGCAUUUUUACCGUAAAACAAUUUUUUGAUUAUUCUUUCUUAUCUAUGUUUUUUUCUUAAUAGUGAUAUAUACACACAUGUAUUAUUGUUGCCCAUGUUUCAAGAUUAUGAUAUUUUGUUUUUCUAAAUGGACAUUUCAAUGAAACAAGUGCUAUUAUUAUCGACAUAAUAUUGCUACAUGAAUUGAAGAUAACGCAAAUUUAUUUGAUUAUGUAUUGUUCAAAGUUCGAGGUUACAGUAAUUUUAAAAUGAAUAUUGUUAUUGACUCUACAAAUUAUAAAUAUUUGCUUAUUAAGUAGAAAUAUUUGAUCUACGCAUUUGUGUCAAAUUGCUAUUUUUUUGUCUUUGAAUUUUGACCUCAUUAUUAUUAUUGAAUUAUAAUAUCGGUGUUGUUGGUGUUAAAACCUGUCGUGUAGUAGUAAAAAUUGGUACAAUUGCAGAUUUCAUGCUAAUUAUGAAUUUGAAGGUGUAAGAAAACGAUGGGUGUUAUUUAUUGCUAAUAUUCAGUCAGUGUAUUUGUUGGGAGCCGUAUGUUGACAACAACAACAACAACAAUAACAAAUAACAACAAAAAUGAUAAUACACGAAUUUACGAAUGAGACGAAUACUUUGAUGCAAGAACGCAACAGCAAAUAUGCCCUCUUUCUUACGUAAAUUUAUGCAGACGCCAUAGUUUUAAAUAAAUCUCUUUUCUUUGAAUUCGUACUUGGGCUUCUGCAGAUGGUUAUGUUCAACACCAAAUAUGUACUGGAAUUAGUUAAGCACGUGAUACAGACACAGGAUUUAAUGAUUCACGAAAGUAAAAAUUAAAUAUCCUUUGGAAUAUAAAAUUUAUUUGCUGUAUCAUAAUGUAAAUUAAACCUGAUUAUAUUUAAGAAUACUAAUUGACACACAUUAAUAACCAAAUCCGAAAUAACACCAAUAGCCUUGUCAUUUAUAGUAACGGUUUUUAAACUUAUAAUUAUUAGCAAAUGAAGUAUCUACAGUUUUUCUUAUGUUUAUUAAAAAUUUAUUGGUGUACUGCAUCUGUUAUGUAUAUGCAUACUACUGAGUAAGAAUUUUACUGAAAAAGGGCUGGUUGCGUUUUAUUAUGUUGUUUAUUAUAUUUUUAUAGCAAAUUUAACACUUACAAUGUAAUGAACAUCAAUAUUAUGAUAAGUGUUAACUAUGCGUGUACGAUUGUCUUAUUGACUAUUCUAUAUAAAUCGUUUUGUAUAUAUUGUAAAAAUAAGAUUCAUCACCACUUACGUACCAUUUGUUAACAUGCAAGUUACAUUUGUGUAAUGCAUCUGUUAUGUAUCUAUAGACCCUUUCAUUUAAGACCGGGUUCAAGUUGUCGCCCUUGGAUGACGCCAUGGGUAAUACGAUUAAGUACAUUAAUCGAGUGAUAUAAAGAUCUUUAUCCUUACUCUUGUAAGAUAGGCAUAUUGACAUUGACAAAAUUUGGUUUAUAAAAUAAUUAAUAAGAUAUUACAUAAAAUGGAUGGUCAAAAGAAUAAAAAAGUUUACCAUAAUAAGGUUAAUGAUUUGUUUCAAUACUAGACCAUAUAGCUGGGUAACUGACCAUGGUAACCAUUUUCGUUUGAUUCUUAAUAAUUAAAUUUUAAUGAAAAUUGUCGCACCGUGUUUUACCAGGCAGUUAAUUUCUACUAGCUUGCUAAUUCCAGAGAUGUAGUCUGCUAAUACACAGUCCCCAAAAUACAUUUUGAAUUUUCAAUAUGUAAGUUUUCUGUAGUUUUGAACAAAACGGCUGCGACAUAAUUAAUUGCCAGACACUGGUUAAAUAAAUAUUUUUUGAUUUAAGCAUUACUGAGAUAAAGAAAAACAAUUAUAAUAUUAAUCUAUGUAAUUUAAAAAAAAGCAUUAAAGCAUAAAUGUAACAAUUUGUUUGAAUGUACAUAUCUUGACUUUAUACUUUUUGUGACUUUCUCUAAAAAAAUCGUACAUAAUGCCAAUUAAAUUCACUACAUCUUAUAUUGAAGCUGGUAAAGUGUUUUUCUAACUUGUUAUUUUUAUUUUAUUCAUAUUUUGCUUAUCAAAUAUAUUAAAAUAAAAUCACUAAGAAAUACGUACACAGAAAUGCGUAAUUAACUGAAUAAUAUUUCAUGUACUUUUGUCUGUGCCAGUUAGUAGUCAUUCUGGAGUAUCAAAUCAGUAUGGAAUGACCAAUAAAGUCCCCUAGGAUGAUCCAUAACCAAAAUCGGAUCAUAAGUAUUUUUGAGAACUUACAAAAGUGACGUAAUUUGAUGUAAUGUUAUAACUUUCAAAUUUGCACCCUGGUGAUUUAUGAUAUCACAGCCGCUUGUAUAUACAGCAUAUGCACCCUGUAAAUUAAUAUGUUACUGCCCAGUGGCGCUUAUAUAUACUAAUCAUAUUAUUGAUAAACUAAUUUUUUUUUGGAAAAUGUCUUUUAUUUUCAUAAUUAUAAGAAUAGAUUUGUACUAUCAAAAUGAUAUUAUUAUCGUCUGAUGCGAAUCUUUUGUUAUAAAAGUCAUUGCCACAUGGUUUAUAUUCUUUCAAGAAUAUUUAAUACUGGUUCUGUGAAAGAUUUCUUUAUAUGACAUAAUGAAAAAGAAUCAAUAAGUUUGAAAAAUUGCAUUCUGCUAUUGUUCUAAAGAUUGAUAAACAAUCAUUAAAAAACAAAACAUGGACAAUCUUAUUUUCAUGUUUGUCACAAAACGCCGGAAUUUUCUAAAUGACAAAAAUCACACUGAAAACAAGAAAAUGACCAUUCAAAUUAUAUUAGGUAAUUUUCUAGGAAUGGGUGUUUAUAGAAUAUCAAAAUUUGAUUUAGUUACUAGAUUUUUGCCUGUCAUUAGAGAAUGUUAAAUGAUAUAUUCACUUUGAAAUUCCGCUGUUUUACCCCGUAGCAAGAAUUAAUCUUAAUCUUUGUUGUUUUUUAUUUCUUUUAUUUUCUUGACAUGACGUUUAUGUAUGCAUAAGUCAUAUUUUUCAUAUUAAAAUCGUAAUUUAACGAUUAGUAUUUACGAAUUUAACUUUCGAACAGUCGACGUAGUUUGUAUUAUAGUAAAAUCCUCAAUUUACGUCACAUCUUGUAAGGGAAGUAAUUCUUUCUCGACGUUUAUUGCUUAAAUGAAAGGGUCUAUAUGCAUUUUACUGGAAAAGGGCUUAUUGUUUUAUUAUAUUGUGUAUACUAUAAUGAACAUAAGGAGAAUAGUAAGUGUUCACUUUCUUGAUAUGCAUUGCUUUAUUGCUUAUUCUAAAUUUGUUGUAUUUGUUGUAGAUUCACUUUGAUUUAUCAAUAAAUA
Messenger RNA from Ruditapes philippinarum (Manila clam), 9348 nucleotides. RefSeq names its product G-protein coupled receptor GRL101-like. NCBI's taxonomy places the organism in Eukaryota, Metazoa, Mollusca, Bivalvia, Venerida, Veneridae. The record is from RefSeq and is a predicted model, not a curated record. The coding region runs from base 44 to 3079 and encodes 1011 amino acids. The transcript has 10 exons. Gene Ontology annotation, biological process: G protein-coupled receptor signaling pathway. Gene Ontology annotation, cellular component: membrane. Gene Ontology annotation, molecular function: G protein-coupled receptor activity; protein-hormone receptor activity; protein binding.